This is a messenger RNA of Hipposideros armiger (great roundleaf bat), 7544 nucleotides long. It is a transcript of the gene FAM20A, whose product is annotated as FAM20A golgi associated secretory pathway pseudokinase. The record is from RefSeq and is a predicted model, not a curated record. The transcript has 11 exons. Gene Ontology annotation, cellular component: Golgi apparatus. The coding region runs from base 18 to 1643 and encodes 541 amino acids. Gene Ontology annotation, biological process: enamel mineralization. NCBI's taxonomy places the organism in Eukaryota, Metazoa, Chordata, Mammalia, Chiroptera, Hipposideridae. Gene Ontology annotation, molecular function: protein serine/threonine kinase activator activity.
GCGCGCGCGGCGGGGCCAUGCCCGGGCUGCGCCGGGACCGCCUGCUGACCCUGCUGCUCCUGGGCGCGCUGCUCUCCGCCGACCUCUACUUCCACCUUUGGCCCCAGGUGCAGCGCCAGCUGCGGUCCCGGGAGCGCCCGCCGGGCUGCCCGUGCGCCCGCCGCGCCUCCUCCCCGGCCCCGGCCCCCGCCGCAGCCGCCUCGGACCCCCACGCGGCCGCGCACAACUUUUCCCGAGCCCGGCCGGGAGCCGAGCGGGACCUUAGCGGCCGCGGUGGCCCUGGCUCCAAGCUGCAGGCCCUCUUCGCCCACCCGCUGUACAACGUCCCGGAGGAGCCGCCUCUCCUCGGGCCGGAAGACUCGCUGCUGGCCAGCCAGGAGGCGCUGCGGUAUUACCGGAGGAAGGUGGCCCGCUGGAACAGACGACACAAGAUAUACAAAGAGCAGCUGAACCUCACUUCCCUGGAUGUCCCCCUGCAGCUCCGACUGGAGGCCAGCUGGGUCCAGUUCCACCUGGGCAUCAACCGGCACGGGCUGUACCCCCGGUCCAGUCCCAUUGUCAGCAAACUCCUCCACGACAUGAGGCACUUUCCCACCAUCAGUGCCGAUUACAGCCAGGAUGAGAAAGCCUUGCUUGGGGCAUGCGACUGUACUCAGAUUGUGAAACCCAGCGGGGUCCACCUCAAGCUGGUUCUGCGGUUCUCGGACUUCGGGAAGGCCAUGUUCAAACCCAUGAGACAGCAGCGAGAUGAAGAGACGCCCGAAGACUUCUUCUAUUUCAUUGACUUUCAGAGACACAAUGCUGAGAUUGCAGCUUUCCACCUGGACAGGAUUCUGGACUUCCGACGGGUGCCACCAACAGUGGGGAGGCUAAUCAAUGUCACCAAGGAGAUCCUAGAGGUCACCAAGAAUGAAAUCCUGCAGAGCGUUUUCUUCGUCUCUCCAGCCAGCAACGUGUGCUUUUUUGCCAAGUGCCCGUACAUGUGCAAGACUGAAUACGCGGUCUGCGGCAACCCACACCUGCUGGAGGGCUCCCUGUCCGCGUUCCUGCCAUCCCUCAACCUGGCCCCCAGGCUGUCCGUGCCCAACCCCUGGAUCCGCUCCUACUCACUGGCAGGAAAAGAGGAGUGGGAGGUCAAUCCACUGUACUGCGACACAGUGAAGCAGGUCUACCCGUAUAACAGCAGCAACCGGCUGCUCAACAUCAUCGACAUGGCCAUCUUCGACUUCCUCAUCGGAAAUAUGGACCGUCACCAUUAUGAGAUGUUCACCAAAUUUGGGGAUGAUGGGUUCCUGAUUCACCUGGACAAUGCCAGAGGGUUCGGACGGCACUCCCACGAUGAAAUGUCCAUCCUUUCGCCACUCUUCCAGUGCUGCAGGAUCAAAAAGAAAACACUUCUGCACCUGCAGCUGCUGGCCCAAGCUGACUACAGGCUCAGUGACAUGAUGCGGGAGUCACUGCUCGAGGACCAGCUCACCCCCAUCCUCACGGAGCCCCACCUCCUUGCCCUGGAUCGGAGACUCCAUAUCAUCCUCAGGACAGUGGAGGGGUGCCUAGAGGCCCACGGGGAGCAGAGCGUCAUAGCCAAUGGCCCAGCAGGACAGUCGGCCCCAGACUCCGGCCAGGCUAGCCUGACAAGCUAGGGGCUGGACGAGGCCAGCUUCACACACUACGCCUGGAGCCAGCGGUGGGCACUUGAGUGCGGACCCCUGCUGCCUGGUGCCCAUCAGUGCUGGAGGUCCUGGGUCGUGAGCUCAGCAAGCAAGCAGGGCCUUGGGGUAACGCUGAAAGAGCCAGACAUGGGAUCCGCGAACUGUCUUCCCGGGAGCACUGCUUCUCCAGCGAGCUGCCACGGCUCCCUCUUGCCCGGAAAGCACUGCUUCACCAAGGCCUCAGACCAUCUCCUGCCCACUGGGAAAUCUGGAUACAGGUCAGGCUUGAAAGGUUUGCAAGCCUUGCUCCUGAGAGUAUUAACUGUUACAAAUAAAAUAAAAGGACAUCCAGUGGACACCUAGCUGACCUACAGGUCCUUAUUAUAUCUACAAGGGUAAUUUCCAAUCCAGAUAAAACAUCGGGUAUAUCACAAACAGCCGAGAAAGUCUAAAACUGGUGAUUCUCAAAGUUGGGCGAAGUAGCCUUCACACCUUCUACUCAUAUUCCAGGCACUGCGGCCCAAUCUGAGGACAAUAGUCACUAGUAACUGAUCAGUCCCCUGAAUUUCCUUUCUAAGAAAUGUUAUUACAGGGGUAAAAGUAACAUAGGGGUGUGCUCAGAAUAUCCAGACAAGAGAGAUUCCAAUCUGAAAAGUAUUUAAAUAUCAACUGAAAUAACGUGAAGUAUGUCAGAAUUAGCAUCCAGAAACAGGAGGGAUUUUAAUGAAGGGAAACAAGGGUGGGCUUGAAGGCGCGACGGGCCAGGAACGGGUCUCGCUGGAACGGGCCUGACUGAGGCCUAGCACAGCUCGCCAACCACAGUCCUUUCCUGGGAGGUCCAGGAGCCACCCCCUAACCUGCCCCAAGAGGAGCAGGCGCCACCUGGAGGUCUGGCACUCUAGAUGCCCUUCCCCUCAGCUGCGUGCUCCCAAAGAACCACAGCAAGUUUACUUUCCAAGCCUCCCUCACAAGUGGAUGUGUCAGGGACUCCCCGUCUCCCCAACCUUCUCCCUACUUACUGACUUGCCGACACUGGAAACUCCUCAAUAGGAGGCUUUGUUUCUUAUUCCACAACUCAUGACUGGAAACACAAAUGACAGGAAAAUAUUCAUCCUAUAGAGUGAUCAGUCAACAAGUAAACAUUCCUAAUUUUAUCAGAUCAACUUUUCUGAUCAAGGCCAGAGGCUCGAAGUGUGAAGGGGGUAGAAAGAAGCUGACAGUAAAGAGGGUACAAGGUCAAGAGCUACAUCUGUCACCCAAGACUUCUGCAGUGUGUCUGAGGGCAGCCCCGACAGGACAAGCAAGGGGAGUUCUGACCCGCCCUGGUACCCCCAUCACUGGUACACUGCCUGUGAACCUUAUGUCUCCAUGAUAGCAACACACUGCCUUUCACUGAGCUCUCACCCCCCACGUGCGAAUCGACACACAGGUGCCACCCCUCCCGAACAGACAGAGUCCCCUACUCCGAUGCACACAGAAGAGAAAUAAUGCUCAGAGAGAUUAAUGAAAACCAUACAACUUAAUGACUUAACCCUAUUCCAAAGUGUUCUUUCCACUGUAAUACAGACACCCAACAGUAUAUUUGAAGUGAUCUUUGUUUGCUUAAAAAAAAAAAAGAAAAGAAAAAAAAAACCCAACCCUUUAAUAGAGGAACCUUAAUCACAGGGAUUUCUGGUACUGGGGUGACUACUGCAGCCCAGGCGUCCCCUUCGUGAACUGCUUCUCUUACUUCCAGCCAGUAUGUCCCUCUGUGGGAGGGACCGGGUAAUUCCACACAGAAGAGAGAAAAAUAGUCAGCCAAAGACAUUCCAAGACUAGCACAGUGGUCUGGGACUUCCAAAUCACAGAGCGUGUGAAAGGUAAGCUACAUUCCAUCUCAGACCGAGCCUUUUCAAUAGCAAUGGACCGGCUUUCAAAUGGCCUAUGAUGCAAGUUCUGGUGUACUUGACUCAAUGAGAGAAACAGAACUGAGUUUGACCACAAUACGUAGAGUACCCAGGUACCUAAUUAUUCACUUAAGCAUUCCAUUAUUUUUUCACUAGUAACCCAGUUAAGACUAUUAUUUGUCGAAAACGGCAGAAAACAAGGCUCUAAGAACUAUCAAGUUCUUCUAAAGUGUUCAUUUUGAACCACUGUUCAACUUCCCAUGACAUAUUUUCCAGUCUCUAUGUAAAAAUUGUUCACGUUACUACUGACUAAAAAGUGGAAAGGAACUCUACAGCACGUGACUUGGUGGAGAAAGGGGCUCGAAGGAAUUCAUUAGAGACUUCCCGAAAGUCAGGAGUUUGGAGACUAUAAAAAAGUUGCUUCUCUUAUUCAUGGUAGUUUUAUGGUCUAUCAAGUCACCACAGGCACUAAAUGAAUGGAGACUGAACCAUUAGCUCCUACAGGAAACACAGGGUUUAGGUGCCUGGGAGCCGCUGCUUACAUUUUGUCAACCAACCAAUAUAUAAUCUCGUUUUAUGUGUAUUAAGGUGUGUUAAAGACACCUCAUUUAAUAUAUACUGUUGAUUCACUGACAUUGAACCCGUGGCCGACAGCACUGUAACUUGCCUGAAAGAAGCUUGUUUAAUACACAUCUUUUCUCCAUAAGGCACAUCGCAGCCUUCUUGCCCUUAGGAACACUGGCCAGCAUGUCAGCACUACGCUUGGGGGCCGUUUUAAACAGUGACAUCACCAACAGAACGCAUGAAAAUGUAAAAUCUUGGACCUAAAUAGACCAUGAAAAGGACAUCUAAUUACAGUAUGCGAGCUGAAACAAAAGGCAGAGCACCGCCUUGUCUGACCUGAGCUGGUACACUAACAUGUCUAGAGACUCAAAUCCACCACCAUUCCUCUCAUGUCUGGGAAUGACUGUGCAACGGCUGUUGAGUGCUGAUUUAGGGGUUACAAAUACAUUUUAGCAAGCAGGCAAAUUUGCAAAUACAGUAUCCAUGAACAAUGAGACUCAACUGUAACUCAUUUUCAGAUCCACAAAGAUGAUAGAUAAAAAAGCUCUCCAUCUAGUGGUGACUUUUCAUAUCACAAAGCUACUUAGGCUAAAUUGGCAGAACUUGCACAAAAUGAAAAUACUAUGCUCGUUAGUGGUUUUGGUUGACUCACAAUAGUUGAGUCAGGAAUGAGGUCAUAGCUCUGAACUUAGGUCAAAAGACAAGUUCUAACUUUGUACGUAUACAAAUACUGAUUUCUAUGUGAAAGUCACCUACGGUAAAAAGAGAGAUUCAAGAUUCCCCCUUUUCAACUCUCCUAUCUACAGCCUUUAAAGGCUAUUUUAUCUACAGCCUUUAAUAGCUAAAUAGCUAUUGUGAUAGCUGCCUUGGGGGAACGUAUAAAAUGCUUCGCAAGGUUGUUUAACCCAUCUAGACAUACACUGCCAAAGCCUCACAAAAAUCAAAAAGGGUUCAGCUAUUAAUUUGUGGGUGCAGAUAACACAGUAUUAAGAAAACUGAUGUCAUGCUACUUCAAUUUUGAACUGUCAAUAUUUACUAGUAAGUCAUUAAAAAACAGUUCUAUAUGAGCCAAUGUUUUAAGAAUGAGGAUGAAACUGUAACCAGUACAAUCAACCUAGGAAAUUUUCCGUUAGUUCUAUUCUGUUGUAACUCUAACGGUUCCCACUCCAGUGAGUUGAGGGAAGGCAUUACUAAAUCAUAACAUGGUGCAUGUGUUACAAAGCAGUACAAAUUAAAGGAUGUUCCAGAACACAACGCAGCUCCAAGUUCACUGGAUGUCAAGAAAUUAAUACUGAUAUAGUAAUGAGUACUAUGAAUCAUCUCACUUCUCUGAAACCUGAGGAAUAGACAUCAGAAAUAACAUUUUAUACAUGCAAAAUAUAUAAGCACACCUAAGCAAAUAUAUUAAAUUUGAACCAAAAAGUUUGCUGAUUCGGAAAUAAUGUUUCCCCAUUAAGUCUGGGAGCGUUUCAAGGCCAGAGAACCAGGCUGUCUUCGAUAAAAAGGAAAUCUUCAGCCUCUGAUUUAAUCUUUUCCUUCUAUAACUCGGUAAACAGAUCCGCUGUAUCGCAAUUACCCUUUUAAGUAAGAUUCAUUCUUUGACAACCUGACUUGGAAACCAUUAAAACAAACAUGUGACUCUUCAAAACACCAAUCCCAUAAUUCGCUUGAUUUUCAUUCUUGCCCACCAGAUUAGGAGAUGCUGGGGGAGGGUGAGAAGAAAAGGAGAAAGGGAAGAAAAACUGAUUCAUUUAAGAAUUUAAAUUAUUUAAUCUUUUUUUAUUACUUGACCUACUAUUAAGACAAUCUAUAACAAAAAGAAUAGAGUAUAUUAGCACACACGGUAUAAUCAGACUGGUAACCAGGACACGAUACAAACAAAAUGGUCCUUCGGCCAUCUAUGCUUUCUAGAGCAGUAGACUGCAGAGAAUCACUUACCACACCCAGAAAUCACAACUUCUAAAGCCCUGAAUAUUCACUAAGACAAAGUAUGCCAAUCAUGAUUUCUCACAUAUACUCAGAUUGCACGAAGAUAAAGCUUUAAAUGUGAUCAUUUUUAAAUUUAGACUUAAAAUUUCUUAGAUUAAAAACUACAAAGGGGAGUCAACAGCAAGCCAAAUGAUUUAAAAGCAAAACUCAUUUCGAAAGCAUUAUAUGUAUCUAAGUAUACAUGAACAUGGUUAUACUAUACAUAUAUGAAACUGUGCAAAUUUAUGGCAUUCUAGAUAAUUCACUGAAGUACAGUUUUGGCAUUUAAACAAAGAUCAAAUCAAGCUUUACGCUAAUAAGAACAUAAUUUUUAUUUUUUAUUUUUUAAAUAUAAAAAGGUAGCUAAACACAAAGUAUAGAUCAGAAAACCCUCAUUUAAUAUAGAUUAUUUGGGAAAAUAAAAAAUUUGUAAUAGGGUGGCUUUCCAUCCCACACUAAAAUGUAAAUAAAACUUUUUUCCCAGAUUUAUACUCCAAACUUAGCAACAACCUAAAAACCGUUCAAAUCUGUGAAAAAAAUCUACCAUGAUCAAUUUAAAUUACCUGGGAAAGGGUAGGAGAGGGGAUUAAUAAUCAGUCAGUUGCAUACAGAUGGAAAAAUGCUUGCAAUCACUCCCAAACAUAACCCUACAUUAUAUAUAAAUCACAAUGAAAACAAAAGUGCCUACGUUAUGGAACUGUGAGAUUUUCUUUUAAAAAAUAACAAUAAAAAUGAACUGUUAGGUACCAUUGGUGCACAUGGAAUAAUGUAACAUAAAGUUGAUAAGGCUGGAAAAUACUAAAAUACAGUUAAGACUCAAAACACAAGUUUUCUUUAAAAAACAAAAACAAAAAAGUUUGCCAGAGAAAUAAAGCUACACAGGAAAGCAGAACUUUUCAGCAGGAUGGCCUUUUAGACCAAUUUGAAACAACACAGACACAUCCGACCCCACCCCAACCCACCAUGAAUUCUAGCUGAUGUAAAAAGGAGGGGAAAAGGUCAAACCAAAGUAAAAAACAUCUCCCCAAACGUCUUGCCCCCGUGAACUGAGUGGGGCCACGUUCCCAACACUGAACCCUGUCCACCUGGCACUUCCUUUUGUAACAUCCGCUCCACACGUUAUGACAUGUGUUCCAUCUCUAGUCUAUCUAUUCUCAGCAAAUCCAAUCUUCUGGAAUCAGUGUUUAACGAGCACAGAAGAUUAUCCUGGAGUCAACAGAAAGAUGUACACCAACCCAAAGGUCUAAGUCAGGAACCGAGAGUGCAGACCUCAAAUGCUUACUCUCAAUCCAGCAUCUGAUGAUCAUUUGGCACGAGCUGCAGCUGGAUAAAGGUCUAAUCAGGAGUUGUGAGCUGAGGCAGAUGUAGGUAAAUCAUAACGCAAUAUAUGCAGCUUAUGAUUUAGCUUCAAACUCAAAAGGCAGGUGUAGAUAGCCACACCUGAAUGUAUUUCAGAACUGGAGAAGAAACAACA